AUGUGGGUGACGGUGGGCUUCGUGUGCUGCCUCGCAUUUGGGGGGCUGCCAUUAACUCUCAGUUCUUGCCCUUCCCAAUGCAGUUGCACUUUCCAGGGCAUCAGCGAUGGAACCAAAGCAAGAGCUGUUCUGUGCGAUGAUCCCGAGAUGACCCUCAGCCCUGUGAACUUCCCAGUGGAUACGUUUAAACUCCGCAUGGAAAAGACAGCCAUUCGAAGGGUGCCCGGGGAGUCAUUCCACUCUCUCCACAACUUGGAAUUCCUCUGGAUGCCCUAUAACUCUCUGGCCAGCCUCAGUGUGACUAACUUCAGGGGCCUCUGGAGGCUGCGGGAGCUGAGAGUGGAGGGGAAUGACCUGACCUCGUUCCCUUGGGAAGCCCUUCUGCGCAUGCCUCUGUUGCGGCUGAUGGAUCUCCACAAUAAUGAACUGGCCUCCAUACCCGCCGAAGCCGCUCAGUAUGUCAAAAACCUCACGUAUCUUGAUCUUUCAAGCAAUAAGCUGGUGACGCUUCCUCAAGCGCUUAUUGCCGUCUGGUCUAACCUCCAGGCAGUUCCAUACUUCCCCAACGACAAUGCCAAGAUCAUCUUAGGUUUGCAGGACAAUCCUUGGAUGUGUGACUGCAGUCUGUAUGAAAUGGUUCACUUCCUCAAUUUCCAGUCCCCCAAUACGGCAUUCAUUGAGCCACGGCUGAAGUGCUUCAGCCCACGGAGUCUGGCAGGUGUCUUCUUCAGUCAAGUCGAACUACGGAAGUGUCAAAGCCCCAUCGUGCACACCUCGGUGGCCAAGGUGAAGACCAUCCUGGGAAGCACCGUCUUACUUCGGUGUGGUACCACCGGGGUGCCUGUUCCAGAGCUAAGCUGGAGGAGAGCUGAUGGGAAUCCACUCAAUGGAACUGUUCACCAAGAGAUUUCCAGUGAUGGAAUGAGCUGGUCAAUUUUAGGUUUGCCCACCGUCUCUUACCUUGAUUCUGGGGAAUAUAUAUGCAAAGCAAAAAAUGUCCUUGGAGCGACAGAAGCGUUCAUUUCCCUGAUCAUCACUGAUUCUGAAAGCACAGAUGACCCCAGUGCAAAUCCGAAAGGAACCGGGCAAGGCAAAAGGAGUGGGAUGGAGGCAGCUGCUUACAACGACAAUUUGGUAGCUAGAUACGUUAUCACGACUUCAACUUCACCUUCCUUGGGUGCCCGAUCAAUCCGUGCCAACACAGAAGGGAACCUGGCACUUCAAGACCAGGCACUGAAUAUGAUCCAUGAUCCAAGAAAUUUCUUAGCAAGCCCACCCACGGGCCAGGAGGAGUCCGAACGCAUCGUACGGUCCGUCAGAGUAAUAGGAGACACGGACCACAGUGUCUCGUUGGCGUGGAAGGCUCCCCUGGCCAAGAAUACAACCGCAUUCAGCAUCCUCUAUGCUAUCUUCGGAGAAAGGGACAUGCACAGACUCAACGUGGAGCCGGGCAAGACCAAGAUCACAAUCAACGAUCUGAUGCCGCAGACCAAAUACAUAGUCUGUGUCUGUGUGAAAGGGCUGAUUCCCAGGAAAGAGCAGUGCAUCAUAUUUUCCACAGACGAAGUUGCCAGUGCUGGUGGAACGCAGAAACUGAUCAACGUGGUGGUCAUCAGCGUGGCCUGUGUCAUUGCCGUCCCUCUGACGUUAGUGGUCUGCUGUGGAGCCCUGAAAAGGCGGUGUAAAAAAUGUUUCAUACGGAAACCCAAGGAAAUCCAGGACUCUUACGUCACCUUCGAAAGCCUGUCUCCAGGGGCCAAAGCAAAAGGGAUCGAAGGGGGGUAUUUGACUAGACACACGCCUGAUGAAUCUAACAGGUUGCUCUCUGCAAGGUCCAGUGUGGACUCCGAAGCAGUACCAAAGACAGAAGGGCAGCCAAAUGAAUACUUCUGCUGA
Eublepharis macularius is the source of this 1896-nucleotide messenger RNA. It is a transcript of the gene LRIT1, whose product is annotated as leucine rich repeat, Ig-like and transmembrane domains 1. Gene Ontology annotation, molecular function: protein binding. The transcript is spliced from 4 exons. The coding region runs from base 1 to 1896 and encodes 631 amino acids. The record is from RefSeq and is a predicted model, not a curated record. NCBI's taxonomy places the organism in Eukaryota, Metazoa, Chordata, Lepidosauria, Squamata, Eublepharidae. Gene Ontology annotation, cellular component: endoplasmic reticulum membrane.